AUGGAGAAUAUCAUACCCAUUGUCGUAACCCCUGUUGCUAUGGUUGUUCCAUCUGUGGCGUCGACUGGUGAUUCUACAGUGGCUCCUACAGUCGAGUCUGCAAUGCCUAAUUCCUGUCGUGAUAUUGUCCUCUACCAGUCGGCGGUUAGUGGUUCUGCACAUUCCCCAAGUUCAGAGUCGACCCCGUCUCCCCCCUCACCUCAAGUCAGUCAGAAACCUCGUACGUUUCUAGGUAAGGCUCCUCCUAUCUCUAAAAAGGUUCGUCCUACACUGUCAUCUCCUUCCCCACCUGUGUCCAAACGAGUCACUCGCUCUUCGUCAAGUCACCAGUCUCCCUCGAAACCUGUAGGCCCUCCUCGUCCUCCAUCUAAGGUCUCUAUUCCUACCCCAACUAGUGAACGUGUUCAACCCAAACGAAAAUCCUCUUCUGACACCACGUAUCAUCCACCUGAAAAGAAAUCCAAGAAAAAACCCACUCCAGUUGCCUCUACAGAAUCAUCUCCUAAACGGUCAUCUAGAGCCUCUGUCUAUCAACGGUGGUUUGGCAGUCGUGAGCUUUGGUUCGAACAAGUGGUAAUAUUAGAUGAUUUUCCUAAACUGCAUGAGUUUUUAAAACUUAGGAAAUGGGUCAACACGGUCACUAACUUGUCUGCACCUCAUCCCAUAUUAGUUCGAGAAUUCUAUGCCAAUCUUGACAGAACUGUUAUUGCUGAGGGUCAUCCAGGGUGUGUGAGUGCCUUUGUUAGGGGUCAUAGAGUUCCUUUUGGUCCAUCUACUAUUGCUUCCUUAUUGCAAGUUGAGUCCAUCAGGAAACCAACAUAUUGGAAACACUUCAAUCCAGAUCAAUCUUUGAUGGGUCGAGUGCUAACUGGCAGGGAUGACUAUAUAUGGGACAAACAGGAAAUUCUGGUCACUCAUCUGACUCCAUUCUAUAGGAUUCUUCAUCGGGUAGCCUUGUACAAUUGGUUUCCUAAUUCUCAUUUGUCUGCUAUUACACUUGAGAUUGAAACUACUGGCACUCGUAACAAGCUACCGUUUCCAAGUUUAGUUCAACGAGUUCUUAUGGAUGCUCACCCUCCUCUCACAACACAUGAUUAUCAAGUUCAGAAUCCGGUUCUCAGUAAGAGCUUUCUCUCGGUGGUCAACAGGAAGCCUUCUUCAACCACUCCCUUAGGAUCCAAAGUGAGUAAAGGCAAGUCUCCUAUGUCCAAAGGGCUUUCGGAUUCCAGCUAG
Cannabis sativa is the source of this 1233-nucleotide messenger RNA. RefSeq lists its product as uncharacterized. The record is from RefSeq and is a predicted model, not a curated record. Lineage: Eukaryota; Viridiplantae; Streptophyta; Magnoliopsida; Rosales; Cannabaceae. The coding region runs from base 1 to 1233 and encodes 410 amino acids. The transcript is spliced from 3 exons.